UUCGGUGGCAGAAGCGGCCACAUCUGCUUCCUGUAGGCCCCCUGGCAGAAGCAUGCAGUGGUGUCUUCUUCUGAUCUGGGCCCAGGGACUGAGCCACGCUGCCCUCACUUCAGGAACUAUGACAGGCACAGUAGUAACAACGGGGAAUGUCUCUGUAGAGGAAGGUGGCUUUGUCGUCUUACAAUGCCACCUCUCCUCCACCACAGCGGCAGUGACACAGGUCAACUGGGAGCAGCAGGACCAAUAUCUGGCUGUUUGUCAUGCUGAGCUUGGGUGGUAUGUUUACCCAGCCUUCAAGGACCGAGUGGCCCCAGGCCCCAGCCUGGGCCUCACCUUCCAGCAGCUCACCGUCAAUGACACUGGGGAGUACUUCUGCACCUAUCACACCUACCCUGAUGGGAUCUACAAAGGAAGAAUCUUUCUGGAGGUCCGCAGAAGCUCAGUGAUUGAACACAGCCCCAGGAUCCAGAUUCUGUUGCUUGGAGCCUUGGCCAUAGUGCUGAUGGUCACCUGCAUAGCAGUCAUCGGGGUGGUGGCCUUGGCUAGAAAGAAGAAAUCUCUCAGAAUCUGUUCUCUGGAAAGUGGCCUUAGGAGGACACCAGCCGAGCAGGAACAAUGGAGUCCCAGUGUUCCACCAUCCCCUGGAAGCUGUGUCCAGGCAGAAGCUGGCCCUGCUGGGCUCUGCAGGGAGCAAAGGAGAGAUGACUGUGUCGAGCCACACGACUACUUUAAUGUCCUAAGUUACAGAAGCCUGGAGAGCUUCAGCUUCCUGUCAGAGACUGCUUAGCAACCAGAGGCAUCUUCUGGAAGCUUCGCUGGCACCCGUGCUGUUAUAGAUGGAUGUGUACGCACCUGCCUUUUCCACCAGUGCCGUGUGCGUGUGUUCAGUUGAGCAAAGACUGUCCUCUUCUCCACCUUUAUUGCCUCUACCCUUCCCUUCCAUCCCAUUACGGCAGACCUGGGGUGAAUAGUGUGUGUCUUGAUCACAAAUGCAAAGUUAAAAAAAAAAAAAACCCAAAAAACCCCCAAAAUGUGACCUGGUUUUGAAUCUGGCAGUUUGAGCAGGUGCUGUGGCUCUGAGAAUGCAUUCCUCUUAAUGGCACUGGGCAGGGUUUGGGGUGAGUGAUGGCUAUGGCGGUUUGGGGUGGGUGAUGAGGACAGGAUGACUGCAGAGCUACCCUUUUCUCAUUUUUACUGUCAUUUUCAUUAACAUUCACUCAUUCAAGGCAUGUUAUGAAUAAGGCAUGACAUCAGCAUGUAUGGGGAGAUUUGAGGAUGACUAAACCUUGAUGUCUGCUCUUAAGAACUUACAGUUAAGUGGGGAGACAACAUUUAUGUUAAAAGGCAAUAUGCAGGUAAGGUGCACGACACAGGCCUAUGGGAAGAGAUGAGAUUUGGGGUGAGGUGGCCAGGCUAGGCUUAUCUGUGGUGCAGUGUCCUGGGACCACAAAAAGCACAAUGAGGUUGGUCGGGUGGGAGCAGAAGCUUUGUCUAGGGAACUUGUGGGAACUGAGGCUGGUGGAACCAAGCAUCCCACCAGUAAGACCUUGGCACCAAGGGAGCCAAGAAACUUCAGAUUCUAUUCUUGGGUAGACAUUUGAAGUCUCCUUUUGUUGUGAUAUCCUUGGAGUCCAUCAGGGAUGGCCUGGCUCAUGGGACCCUAGGCUCUUCUGGCCUUGUGUGCUGGGAAAGCCCACAGGAAAUUGCACAUGUCCACGGAGGGAGCCAUGUCUUAGCAGUUGAACCUCGAUUGGCCUUUUCUGGAUCAGUCCAUCAAUGGGUCUCUAAAAAAAGAAUCUGUUUCCCAACAAAAGUAAAAUCUGGAUUUAUAAUUAGAGAUUCUUCCUAAGGGGGAAAAACGGAGGUGCCAAUAUAGGGUUUAGAAGAUAUACACCUUCAAACUUGCUUCUUUGAACACUUUUAUUCACUCUGUUACCUCUUUGUGCUGGGGUUGGGGUAACUGAACUGCUCAUUUCUGUUCAGCACUCAAGCUGAAUCAUCAAGACUUUUAUCCUUCCACCAACUCUCUUGAAGGAAUGAGCAGGGAGGUUGGAUUUGCCAGUGACUUAUUUUCUUUCAUAGGCACAAGACCUGAGACAGAAUGUGAAGCAAGGCUGUGUCCUGCCAAUGAUUAAAAUAAAGUGUGGCCCUCCUCCCUAAGAGGUUAACCUGGUUGAGCAAGAGGUCAAUUCAACUCCUUAUUUUCAUUUUCCUGACUUUUCUACCAAUGGAUAUAUAGUUAGGAGCAAUGAACUAAAUUCUGUCCAGAACUACAACUCCUUUAGAAGAAAGGUAAAUGCACAUAAAAAUGACCCUUUCUUGCUGUGGCAAUUCAGAGUGUUUUUCUUGCAAAAUUGGUGCCAGUUGGUUGGGAGUGAAACACAGUUCCCAAACUGGAAAUGAACCAAAAUGUAAUGACCAAAAGGGAGUGGUGUGGGGCUGAGGUUGGAUUGAGAGUUGGGUGUUAUUUAACAUAAUUAUGGUAAUUUGAAAAUAUUAUUAAUACCAUUGGGAUGGUGAUAGAAUACAGAAGGGCCUAUAGGUGUUAGAAAUGGGUCAGGUUACUAAAAUGAGAUUUCAUCUCACAGAAAAUAAAUUUUAAAGUAGGUUCUCCCCUAAAAGCAGAUUCUCAGAGACCUGCAUAUGCCAGCUUGGUAGCCUCUUUCCACUGUGCUACUGACCACGUGCAAUGGGGUUAGUCCAAAUCAAAAUGCACUGGGCUGUAAGGGUGAAACACACGCCUGAGUUUUGAAACUAUGAAUAAUAAGACUGUAGUAUCUCAUAAGUAAUUUUGAAAUAUUGAUUACAUGUCAAAAUGGUUGUAUAUAUUUGGUUAAAUAAAAUACAUUAAAAUUAA
Nycticebus coucang (slow loris) is the source of this 2857-nucleotide messenger RNA. It is a transcript of the gene TIGIT, whose product is annotated as T cell immunoreceptor with Ig and ITIM domains. Lineage: Eukaryota; Metazoa; Chordata; Mammalia; Primates; Lorisidae. The transcript is spliced from 4 exons. Gene Ontology annotation, cellular component: cell surface. Gene Ontology annotation, molecular function: signaling receptor binding. Bases 53 to 787 code for a protein of 244 amino acids. The record is from RefSeq and is a predicted model, not a curated record. Gene Ontology annotation, biological process: positive regulation of interleukin-10 production; negative regulation of T cell activation; negative regulation of interleukin-12 production.